Messenger RNA from Pollicipes pollicipes, 372 nucleotides. RefSeq names its product L-fucose kinase-like. Gene Ontology annotation, molecular function: fucokinase activity. The coding region runs from base 1 to 372 and encodes 123 amino acids. NCBI's taxonomy places the organism in Eukaryota, Metazoa, Arthropoda, Thecostraca, Pollicipedomorpha, Pollicipedidae. Gene Ontology annotation, biological process: GDP-L-fucose salvage. The record is from RefSeq and is a predicted model, not a curated record. The transcript has 4 exons.
AUGACUUUCUUCGGACGCGUCGAGUGGCUGGCGGUGCCGCGCCACCUUCCGGCCGUGCUGGCGCGCCACUGCGCGCUCGUGUUCACGGGCCGCGUGCGACUGGCGCGUAACCUGCUGCAGACGGUGGUGCGCAACUGGUACGCGCGCGAGCCGCGCCUGGUCGCCACCUUCCGCCGGCUGGUGGAGAACGCGCGCGCCAUGCGCGCCGCCCUCACCGAGGGUGACCUGCAGGCGGUCGGGGACCGCAUGAACGUCUACAACAGCCAGAAAAACGAGCUGACGCCGUCGGCGCUGCCGGAGGUGGUGCAGAAGAUCCUGGUCACGCUGCGGCCGCUGCUACUCGGCGCCAACUGUGCCAACUACGCCGUCUGA